UUCCCUUGACACGGCAUUUGUAUUGACUUCGACUCCUCAAAAACUUUCCAAACUUUACUCUUCUGUGAAUUUUCACUGCCCUCCCUAGUUUUCAUUCUUGCAAGUCUAAGUCAUCAAAAUCUUAAUUGGACCAUCAUCCUCUUUGACUCUUCACAAAUUAUCACUUUCAAUAACAUCUCUAAGUUGGGUCAUCAUUUUCUUGAACUACUUCCAAUGUCAACUUCACAAACCCCACAAUCCCGUCAUUCUUUCCAUGUUUUCUUGAGUUUUAGAGGUGAAGACACACGUAAAAACUUCACUGAUCAUCUCUACACAGCUCUCAUCAACGCUGGAAUUCGAACUUUUCGAGAUGAUGAUGAAAUCCGUAGAGGAGAAAACAUAGAAUCUGAACUGCAAAAGGGUAUUCGUGAAUCCAAGAUUUCUCUAAUUGUUUUCUCCAAAGAUUAUGCUUCAUCAAGAUGGUGUCUUGAUGAGCUUGUUAACAUUCUUGAUAGAAGGAGGAAAGAGGGUCAUACUGUUUUGCCUGUUUUUUACACUGUGAGUCCUGAGGAUGUUGAGAAUCAGACAGGGAGUUUUGCUGAGGCUUUUGUGAAUCAUGAAAAGAGAGGAAAUGCUGAGACUGGAGAGAAAAGGAAGGUAUGGAUGGAGAAGAUGGAGAAGUGGAGAGUAGCUUUGAAAGAAGUUGCUGAAUUGGAAGGAAUGUGCUUAGCCAAAGAAGUAGAUGGGCACGAGGCAAAAUUCAUCGAAAAGAUCACCAAGGAGAUACUCAAAAGAUUGAAUCGCACAGUACUUAGUGUACCUUCAUACACAGUUGGAUUAGAGUCCCGAGUGAUGGACAUUAACUCAUGGUUACAGGAUGAGUCAAAUGAAGUUGGCAUUGGGGUGAUCUAUGGACUUGGUGGCGUAGGAAAGACUACUGUUGCUAAAGUAGCUUACAACUCUAACUAUGACAGAUUUGAUGGCAGUUGUUUUCUUGCAAAUGUCAGAGAAAUCUCAGAGAAACAUCCAAAUGGUCAGGUUUAUUUGCAAAAACAAAUUUUUGAAAGUAUUUUGAAAGGCAGAAAGGAAAAAAUAUACACUGCUGAUGAAGGAAUUGUCAAAAUGAAAGAUGCUAUUAGCAACAAAAAGGUUUUUAUUGUAUUUGAUGAUGUGGAUCAGCUGGAUGUCUUGGAUUCACUUAUUGGGACAAGGGAUUGGUUUUAUCCAGGGAGUAAAAUUCUCAUAACAACAAGGUGCGAGAAAUUGUUGAAGGCCCAUGAGAGGCACAUGUUAUUCAAGAUUAAGGAACUUGGAGACGAUGAGUCCCUAAAGCUAUUUAGCUGGUAUGCUUUUACACAAGACCACCCUUUAGAAGAGUUCGAGGUGCUUUCAACAGAGGCAAUACGGCAUUGCGGUGGGCUUCCAUUAGCCCUUUGUGAUUUGGGUCAUUUUCUUUCAGAUAGAGGUAUGGAUAUAUGGAGAAGUAAACUGCAGAAAAUGGAAGCAAUCCCUCAUAGCAAAGUUCAAAAGAAUCUUGAGAUAAGCUACAAGUCUCUAGAUGAUCAUGACCAGAGGUUGUUCCUCCUUAUUGCUUCUUCUUUUGUUGGGAAGGACAAAGAUUAUGUUAUCAAAAUAUUAGAGAACUGUGAUUUGCACCCAACAGUUGGAAUUCAGAACCUCAUUGAUGGAUCCCUCAUCAGCAUUGAUGACGAAAAUAAGGUGAUGAUGCCUCCAGUUAUUCAGGAGAUGGGGAAAGAAAUUAUUCGUAGAGAAUCACCGGAUGAUCUAGAGAUUGUGUAAAUUGUUGAACAGGGUCUAUCAAAUUACGUGACGGAGAACAAUGAAACUGAUGCAGAUGAAGGAGACAUUCCAAGUGGACAUGUGUCGGAAGAUGGUCUUGUCCCAGCAGUUGGUCCUAAUGGUGCAAAAAGACCAUAUUAUCAAGAUUUGCCAGAAAUAGCUAUUCUGCCAUACCUUGGUAAUUCGUUGAAAAGGCGUUUUGUAGGACUUCUUUCAACGUUCCCCUUAUCUGGUGGCCUCAAAAGAUUCUUCCCAGGAUGAGAGAAGUACUUGUGAAGAUGCCGCCUUCUUUUUCCAGACAAAUCAACAUUUUACCGCUUAAUGAUGUGGAGCUAGAAGAUACACACGAGUGCUGUGAGAAUAAGGUUUCAAUCAGAAUCAUUAUCUGAUAAUAUCUGACCAUCUUUAUGCUUGGCAUACCGUGUUAGUUGCACAAUUUUGUAAGUUAUGGAGGUACAUUCAGUCCAGUUCUUUUUUAUCAGCUUCGGGUGGGCGAUGGUGUAAAUUAUGUUUCAUUAACUCGUUGUACAGUCAUAAGAUCGUUUCUGGUAGCUGCA
Messenger RNA from Lycium ferocissimum, 2336 nucleotides. Its product is annotated as disease resistance protein RUN1-like. The transcript is spliced from 3 exons. Gene Ontology annotation, biological process: signal transduction; defense response. The coding region runs from base 214 to 1779 and encodes 521 amino acids. The record is from RefSeq and is a predicted model, not a curated record. Gene Ontology annotation, molecular function: ADP binding. Lineage: Eukaryota; Viridiplantae; Streptophyta; Magnoliopsida; Solanales; Solanaceae.